AUGAGGUCAGCACUGCAUUGUCUCCUGCUGUUCUCAGCUCUGUGGACUCUCUCCUUCUGUGGGACUUCUCUGAUAUAUGUGGUGAAUGAAGCGAUGAACUGGACUGAAGCUCAGGAACACUGCAGAGAGAAAUACACCGAUCUGCUCACCAUUGAAAGUGAAAAGAAAAUGGAUUAUAUAGCAGCUGCUCUUGCCGGGGAAAUGGGUCAUUUCUGGAUCGGACUGAAACAGAAAUCAGAAGAGAACACCACAAGCUGGAUCUGGUCAGAUGGAAGCUACUCCUCAUAUGAGUUCUGGGACAACGGACAACCGGACAACUCUGUGGGUGAUAACUGUGUGCAGUUAUGGAGUGAUUUGUUAUUCCAGUGGAAUGAUGUACAAUGCUGUUGGCCAGGUCCAUUCAUCUGCUAUGAAGGUGAGUAAUAUGAGGAAAUAAAUGCAGCACAAUCUGUUACAUCUUUAGUUAAUUCAAUUUUCAUAUUUUUAUUUGUGGUAAUAACGCUGU
Messenger RNA from Astyanax mexicanus (Mexican tetra), 505 nucleotides. RefSeq names its product hepatic lectin-like. The record is from RefSeq and is a predicted model, not a curated record. The transcript is spliced from 3 exons. Lineage: Eukaryota; Metazoa; Chordata; Actinopteri; Characiformes; Acestrorhamphidae. Bases 1 to 423 code for a protein of 140 amino acids.